UUAACGGGUGUGGUGCUGGUUGUCAUGCCACCUGCUCCGAUCCUGAACCUCAGGGUUGUGAGGAUACCUGUAUUGAGGGCUGCUACUGUCCACCAGGAACUGUUCUACAAGACGGACAGUGUAUAGAGUCGUCAGAUUGCCAGUGCAUGUUUGAAGGGAGGUUCCUAGAGAACGGGCAGAGUUGGAACGACACAGUUAAGUGUGAGACGUGCGAGUGUGCGGACGGGGGAGUAAUAGACUGCACUCCUAAAGUGUGUGGUAGUUGUCCGGCUGGACAGGUACCUGUGAGCAGUGUCGGGAGCUGCUGCCCCUUCUGCCUAGCUGACUGGGCCGAUGAGAAGGAGGACACGCUGGAACUGAAUGUAAACAAUGGACCUGCUACUUUGGAGUGUGUUCUCCAUGACGACGUGCUGGUCGCCCCUGACGCUAUAACCUGGAAAUAUAGCAGUGGAGAAGAGAUAACCGCGGAGAACAAACCAGACAACUUCCAGUUCAGCGAGGACAUGCUCACCUUGACUAUAAACCCCGCACAGAUAACUGAUGAGAAUGACUACGUAGCCGAGGUUAUCUAUAACGGAGUUGUGGGCGCCUGUAAGUUCGAUCUGGACGUUAUUCCGGUACCUCCCAAGAACCUGAUAGAGCUGGAGGGAGACUCGCCCAAGACUGUGAAGGAGGGAGAUUGUCAGACUCUUUCGGUGAAUGUUAUUGGGGAUGGGGACUUUUCAGCGGAGGACUUUACUUGGGCAUCUGGGCUGGUGGACACUGCCGUGGACUUCUCUAAUGACAAAUUUACUCUACUUCAGGGAGGCAAAUCUCUCAAGAUCUGUGACGCACAAGAUACAGACGAAGGACCAUACAGAGUGUGUGUGACUGAGGGAGAUAUUACGGACUGUGUGGAUGUAGAGCUACAGGUUCUAGCUGUGUGUGAGGGGGAUCAGGAGAGACUCGAAGGAGAGACGUGGAAGGAGGGGGAUUACACGGAAUGCUCCUGUUCUUCAAUAGGAGAGACAGAGUGCAGCUGUAUUGAACAGGAGGUCACAUGUGAAGCUACCGAGGAGGGGUACUACGACGAGGACUGCCAAUUCUUGUGCUCUAGACUGCCAGGAAACUGUUUGGUGACGGGAGAUCCUCACUACAAGACAUUUGACGGAUACAGGCACGAUUUCCAGGGUGGAAACUGCAGAUUCUCUUUGGUGAAAACAGAAGACUUUGAAGUGGUUGGAACAAACAAGCACAGAGAUGGUAACAAGAAUGUAGCUUGGAAUGACGCUGUUGAAGUCUUCUUCCAAUCUGUAAAACUGUACCUCGGACCGGCGGGAGAGGUUAAAGUAGGGGAUGAAGCAGUGAUCCUACCGUACGAGAAAUCAUUCAGAGGCAAGGGGAAGACCAGGGAAUCCAUUUCUGUUAAACUUGCCGGCAGCACAGUGGUAGUCAAGGUGAUGAAAGCUAACGGAUUAGAAGCUCUGGAUCUGACCUGGGACGGUAACAGCACCGUCUCCUCCUCUAUCCACGGCAAGUACUUCGAGGGAACCUCAGGUCUGUGCGGCUCCUGGGACGAAGAUGAUGGUAAUGAGCAGGGUGGGGCGGAUCUCAACGACUUCGGCUGGGGCAACAAGUAUAAUGACGAGGUGUGCGAGGAAGAACCACAGCCAGAACACCCGUGUGAUGAUACCUUCUUCCCUGGGGCAACUCCAAUAGCUGACCAAGCCUGCGAUGUCCUUGAAGCUGCUCCAUUCGCGGCUUGUCACGCUCUAGUGGACCCGGAAGCCACGAUCCGGAACUGCAAAUACGACACGUGUGCUUGUUAUGAUUCCGCAUGUGCUUGCCACUCUAUUAAAGCAUAUGUUAAGGAGUGCCAGGAGAAGGGAGUCCAGGGUCUGGAGGCUUGGAGAGAUAAGGCUAGCUACUGUCCGCUGACUUGCGAGGAGGGGCUAGUGUACGAGCCGUGCGGAAGCUACUGUCCCCCAACUUGCGGAGACAAGACCCCGGAGUGUGGUAAGAUGGCUGGACAGUGUAACGAGGGCUGCUUCUGUCCUAAAGGAACUUACCUGCUCGGAGGCAAGUGUAUAGCGGCUGAGGAGUGUCAGUGUACUUUUAAUGGAGAAGAGAAGGAGGUGGGAGCCACGUGGGAAAAUGAGAACACGUGUGAGACUUGUCAAUGUGAAGGGCAGGGCGAGGUGAUCUGCGUCAAGACUCUCUGUAGCAAGUGCAAGAAAACGGAAAUGCCGGUGUAUGAAGGAGAUGCCUGCUGUCCGGACUGUGUGGAACAAUGGUUGACAGCCGAACCUGCCGAGUUUACAGAUGUCACUCAGUCCUCUGACCUGAAAAUCAGUUGUCAGAGUCUGGUGACCCCUUCAAGGGUGGACUGGUUCUUCUCCAGCGACGAGGGAGCCACCUGGACCGAGAUAGUGAGGGAGCUCAACCGUUUAGACUACACCAUCAAGGACAUUACAUCUGAUAACGACGGUCAGUACAAAUGUGUGGCAAGGAAGAGAUUCCGGUCUCAGGAAGCUGUUAUCACGGUGAAGACUAAAGAAGCAGCACAAACCUGUAAAGUUGUGGCUCCGGAGAACGGAAUAGCGAUCCCAGCUGGGCCGGAAGUUAACGUCGGGGACACUGUCGCGUACAAGUGUCAGAAGGGAUUCAAGAUAAAAGGAAAGAAAAAAGAGAAGUGCGGAAAGGACGGAGCUAUCUCUGGAAUUGCUGUGUGCAACAAGAAAAAGGGCAAAAAGGACAAAAAGAAGAAGGACAAGAAGGACAAAAAGAAGAAAGACAAAAAGGGCUAAAGAGAUUACACCAUGUAUCGAACCUUCUUAUGCACGGAAAAUGUGUACGAUUGUAAACUGUACUUCAAAACAACUCCAUUCUUAAAUCUGUUUAGUAACAAUUCAAUUUAGUUUUUUCAUUUCUUAAAGGAUUUUAAAAUUAUUUUAUGUUUUCAAUUUCUUGUCAAUCGAUCAAUACAUUUUAUUUUCAGCAUUA
Molecule: messenger RNA, 2982 nt
Organism: Bolinopsis microptera
Lineage: Eukaryota; Metazoa; Ctenophora; Tentaculata; Lobata; Bolinopsidae
Product: SCO-spondin-like
Exons: 17
Coding region: 147-2786 (879 amino acids)
Cellular component (GO): extracellular matrix
Molecular function (GO): protein binding
Source: RefSeq, a predicted model, not a curated record